AGAGAGAGAAACAGAGGCACUUACAUCUCUCUAGUACGCUCUCAGCAAGUUAGGGGAAAAAAGAUGGCCGCCCUCGUAGGUCUUUCGGGUCGUUUCGGACAAAUCGCGCGGUGCCAGCUGAAGGCUCCAGUGAUCACAUCAUGUCGACCAGCAAGCCACUGGAACAAGGACUGGCGCCCGGGUCCGGCGCCGCAGACGGAGGAGGAGAUGAGAGCGGCCGCUAAGAAGUACAAGAUGCUGUACGAGGACUACAAGGUGCGGGCCGAAAGCGAGGGUCUGACGUGGGGCGACUACCCAAAGCUCCCAACGGUGACGGCGGGAACCAGGGAUCCCGAAGAGGACUACGACUUUCCCACCCUGAAACGAAACUAUGGCGAGCCGGUUAACAUCUAUGUCGAUGCGUACACCCCCGAAAGAUUUGACUUGAAGAGGCACCGUGUUCCAGUGAGGAGGCAGAUUUUCACGUUCCUCGGUGUCGUCAUUGGCAUUUGGUACCUGAUCGACUUCUUCGACCGGCCCGAGUUCCAGUUCAAGUACAGUCCUGAUCUGAUUCCUCAAGAGAUGCCAAAUGAUGGAGUUGUCCACUACACUUUCGAGCCGGCAGAUUAAGGUUACUGAUGUGUAAACACGGUGGCCAUUUAAAUAUUAAAAAUAUAGAUUAUACAAACGCC
This is a messenger RNA of Rhipicephalus microplus (southern cattle tick), 671 nucleotides long. Its product is annotated as NADH dehydrogenase [ubiquinone] 1 beta subcomplex subunit 8, mitochondrial. The record is from RefSeq and is a predicted model, not a curated record. Lineage: Eukaryota; Metazoa; Arthropoda; Arachnida; Ixodida; Ixodidae. Gene Ontology annotation, cellular component: respiratory chain complex I; mitochondrion.